AUGAAGAUCGCUGUUGAAGGUUGCUGUCAUGGUGAAUUGGACAAGAUUUACGAAACCAUUGCACACCUGGAAAAGAAGGAAGAUAUCAAAGUUGACCUGCUGUUGUGCUGUGGAGAUUUUCAAGCUGUUCGUAAUGAAGAUGAUCUUUCUUGCAUGGCAGUCCCUCCAAAGUAUCGGCAUAUGCAAACAUUUUACAAGUACUAUUCCGGAGAGAAGAAGGCCCCUGUACUUACAAUCUUCAUAGGAGGGAAUCAUGAGGCUGCCAAUCAUUUGUGGGAACUACCUUAUGGAGGGUGGGUAGCCCCAAAUAUCUACUAUCUGGGGUAUGCUGGGGUGGUCAACUUCGGUGGUAUGAGAAUUGGUGGUCUGUCAGGCAUCUACAAAAGUCAUGAUUACAACAAAGGACAUUUUGAGAGGCCACCAUACAACGAUUCCACUGUUCGCAGUGCAUAUCACAUUAGAAGUUUUGAUGUCUUCAUGUUGAAACUUAUUUCACAGCCAAUUGAUAUUUUCCUGUCGCAUGACUGGCCUCAAGGAGUUUAUCACCAUGGAAACCUUCAAGAAUUAUACAGGUUUAAGAACUUUCUUAAACCAGAGAUUGAGAGCAACACAUUGGGAAGUCCUCCAGCAGCAGAAAUACUGACUUCACUGAAGCCAACAUACUGGUUUUCAGCACACCUGCACACAAAGUUUCCAGCCUUAGUACCACAUGAAUCCCAAGAAGGAUUCAAAUUCACCAAGUUUCUUGCCCUUGAUAAAUGCCUUCCAAGACGAGAGUUUCUGCAGGUGAUUGAUGUUGGUCCUUUGCAAGCACCCCUAGAGCUGACUUAUGAUCCUGAAUGGCUUGCAAUAACAAAGCUUACAAGUUCCCUUAACAAUUCAACACCAAGGACAACAUUUAUACCAAAUGCAGAACAAAUAUCACAGUACAUACCUGAUGGUCAGAUGGUUGAUGAAGUUGUUAAAACAUUUGGAAGCCCACCAAAGAUUACAGACAAUUUUGAGAUAACUACCACUCCAUACAAUCCAGAUAAACCAAAAAAGGUUUACAUGGCUCAAAUACUGGCUGUUAUGAACCCUCAAACUGAGACUUUUUGUGCCAAACUUGGAAUUAACAAUCCCUGCUGUUCUGAAAAGUCUGUUACUCCUUGCCCCAAUCCCGAAGAAAUAGAGCUAAGUGAUGGAGAUGAAAAUAACUCCACCUUUCUUGGUAAUCCUGACGAAAUUAUUGUUGAUGAUGAUGAAGUUGAUGUGACUGAAGCAGAACCCAACAUUGAUUCAUCUGUUGUCAGUAUUGUUCCAACUCCUGAUGUGAACAAACUGAAUCAAAACAGGUCUCUUUUGGAACUUCCAAAGCCUGUGAAUAUUUUUACUAAAAGUGAAGAGCACUAUGCAUUGUGUGAGGAUGACUCUCCUCACACUGAGGGUAGAAAUUGUGAGCAUGAGGAGGUAACUCAUGACAGUUCAUGUUUAGAACCUCAAAAAAAGGUUUUGAAAAUUAAGAGGAGAAAUCAGACACUCUACGCUUCAAAUGACAAUGAUGAAGACAGCGAUGCUUGAUUCUGAAGCAGGGACAUUGUCACUAUUGUUAUUUCAUGGACUAAUUUUUUAACCAUUAUCAUUAAAACUGCACUUCUCCUUCUCCUAGCUGCUUGUGAACUAUGAUCUUUAUGAACUUGUUAUUUAAUACAAUAACUACUAAAACAAAAGAAAAGAUGUACUACAGUAGAUCAUUCUGAAGAAAAAUAGAACCUUCUGUCAAAAUAUCUUGUGAGUUGUAACUUUAUUUGAAAAGUGUUGCGCUAAAACGCAACAACAGUAGUGUUUAUAACUUUUAUCACAAUGCUGCAAAAGGACCUGUACUAAGACAGGAGACAUGGCUUGAAACCUCUCUUACUCAUCCUGCUCUCCAGCUUCCUUUACCAAUAAGCCCUGUCCCAUCUUUUUUCACCAGACACAAAGGCCAACUGAAGUCUAAUCAAGGUUCACAAUUCAUUAUUUUACAGAUGCCAACCUGUGGAGAUAUGAAAUCAGGAGAUUUUUCCUUUAUGCUACCACAGCAUCAACUCAGCACCACCCUCCCCCCAACUUAAAAAAAUUGAUGCCCCCCCCCCACCCCAAUAAAAUGGAUCUCCCUUCCCAAAUUACAGAGAUGGCUAUGUUUGAGUGUCUGUCAAGAUGCGGUUGCAUGAAAAUGCUGUAAGAAAUGGCAAGACUAGUUUGAAAAACCAAUAUUGGUUUGAUUUGGGUAAAUCUGGGGACACAAUGUUAGUCUACAGUGGAGCAUAGUCUUUAAGAGCUUUUUCAUCCCUUUCACACAGGAGAUUUGGUGAAUCAUAUGGGAGACCGGGAGAUUCGCUCUGUAUCUGGGAGACUCCCAUAUAAUGGUAUUUCCCUCCCACUUCACACUCCCAUGAAUGUUAUAUCUCUUCUCUCCCCAUUCCCUUAAGCUUUCGUGCCAGUACCCUUCCAGUUCCACUGGUCUCAAAAAAGAUGUAAAUGAGAAAAAGGCUCUUCAUAAUCUCGUCAAACAGUAAAAAAAAAACUUAAAUAUAACAGAAAUCGUCUCAUUUCUAACAGGGAAGUCUGUUUCAUUGGUGGGCCCGCGUUACCCCAAACUGACUAGCGUGCGUUAUCAUCCACUGAGCAUGCGUUUGUUAACUUGAGACCACGCUUGAAAGCAAAAUGGCGGAUGUUCUUGAUGUGGAUGUGGAAGACAAAGGUGGUUUUUCAGAGGACGAAGGCGAUGGUAAGAGCUUUUAUGCCAUCAGCAAGAAAUAAUAUUAAGGUUAUGCGAGUUUCAAAAUAAUUGUGUUAUGAUUUGUGCUGCUUUGCAGACGGAAUUCAGAGAUUGAAGUCUACUGUCACAAAGCGCAAAGGAAGAGGAUUCAAAGCGAGUACGUAAAGCAAAACUUUUCGAUCAGUAACGUUAAGGUUUGAGCCGUGGUGAAUGUCAAGUAAAUCAAAUAACACUUCGUAGUAUUUGAGAGGUUCGAUUCUGGUGCACGAUAAGCUCACUGGGACUCAGUUAAGGCGUCAAAAUGUACAGUCAUUAUGUCUAAGGAUCGAUCGAAGACCCAAUCAACUGAAAGAAAACUUCCUUUUGAGGGGGAGAGAAACUGCUAUUUGGCACAUUGAGCCGAGAUAUUUUGUCCUGUACAACUCACUGCUAACACAGCCUUACUGGAUUAAGGUCCAUGCAUUGCUGACUUAUCUUGUGGUCAAAUAUUCCAGGUGAUUCAUCCUCACGUGCCCAAGAACAGUAUGAAUCCAUGGAAACUGAUGAGGCUAGUGGAACAGGCCCAGCACGAUGUAUGUUUUCUUUUUUUUAACCAUAUCUGAUUAGUUAAAUGAAUUUCUAAAAGAAACUUGACUCAGCAACUGUCAACCUACCACUCCAAGUAUGCAUAAGAAUGCUCAAAACUAUGGGAAUAAAAUAAUAAACUUAUCAAAUUAUAAAGUUGCUUACAGAAUGGGGUUUUCAAUCAUUUCCAACUGCACUCUGCCCUGAAUGAGCAAUAUUAAUCACAUUGGAGCAUUUAAAAGUUUGUGAUUAGUUUGCAGAGACUUUGCAGACAUAUGAAUAGACACAUAUAAAGUUUUUGAUUCAGCAAACAACAAAUAUAUCUUGUUGCUAUGUUCAGUCCUGGCCCAUGUUCAGCAUAAUUUAGAAUGUUACAUAUAUUUUUACUUAAAAUUUCUUUAUCUUGGAACCUUCAACAAAUAUAUCUGAUUAAGCAAACUAUGAAAAAGAAAAUUAAAGGAUUCUACAAGUUUGCUGUUUAUUUCAGCUGUCGAAGGUUGGAUUCUGUUUGUUACCAAUGUUCACGAAGAAGCUCAAGAAGAUGACAUUCAUGACUUAUUCUCUGAAUAUGGAGAAAUAAAAAAUCUUCAUGCCAAUUUGGAUAGAAGAACUGGCUUUCUGAAGGUAAAUCAAAGAGUGUUGUGGAGUACAUACAGUUAGUGCAAUUAACCCUUUACACUCUGAUAUCAAUAUGCUUAUUAUGAUGUCCAUACUGUUUCAUUUGAAUUAAAUUACCACUGCUUUUGCUAAGCCUUAAUGUCUUGUUCAAAGAACUGGAAACUUUCAUGGGAGAAUUUGGACAAAUGUUGGCAUGUUGAUAGGGUGACGAAUUAUGUGCAGUGCCUUUUUGAAAUCGAUUUCCUUGGUUGUUUGGCUCCCCAUCCCUGCCAAGCCAUUGAAUUAUCAUUUGCAUUAUGCAUUUCCUCAGAUACUGACAAGGAGAAUUUGUAUUAAAAUCAAGAGCUUCUUUAGGUGGUGAUCAUUACCUAUAUUCUUGUGACCUAUUGUGCGAUUUGGGUGAAAUUGGAGGGAGAAAUAAGAUACUAGUCACUCUUAAAGGUUAAAAGGUUAAAACAAAAGUAGAUUAUUAUACUCCACAUACUACUCAAAUAUUUUAUGUCAAGAGAUUUGGGUGCAAGGCUUGAAAGCCCUUUUCCUUCUUCUAACGAUAUACUUCUUUGGUAAGUUGAGUAUGUCACUAACAGAUGAGCUUGUUCACUGUACUGUAGGGUUAUGCACUGGUGGAAUACGAGACAUUCAAAGAAGCCGAAGCAGCAAUGGAAGCCUUGAAUGGGUCCGAGCUUCUGGAGCAAAAAAUAUCUGUGGAUUGGGCAUUUGUGAGAGGGCCAAGAAAAUCUGCCGGGUAG
Molecule: messenger RNA, 4671 nt
Organism: Pocillopora meandrina
Lineage: Eukaryota; Metazoa; Cnidaria; Anthozoa; Scleractinia; Pocilloporidae
Source: the annotation of a GenBank genome assembly